AAAUCACUUACUUAUCAAGUGAAAACUUCAUAAUUUUAUGUCUCAAAUUUGAUAUUGUCUCUAACACUACUACUACUACUACUACUACUACUGCUACUACUACUACUACUACUGCUACUACUGCUACUACUACUACUACUACUACUACUACUACUACUACUACUACUACUACUACUACUACUACUACUACUACUACUACUACUACUACUACUACUACUACUACUACUACUACUACUACUACCAGUUAUCUUAAUAUUAUGAACAUAUUCAAAGAGAAAACGAAUUAUGUUAACGCUAGAUAG
Schistosoma curassoni is the source of this 302-nucleotide messenger RNA. The record is from the annotation of a GenBank genome assembly. NCBI's taxonomy places the organism in Eukaryota, Metazoa, Platyhelminthes, Trematoda, Strigeidida, Schistosomatidae.